This is a messenger RNA of Dioscorea cayenensis subsp. rotundata (Guinea yam), 1556 nucleotides long. RefSeq names its product chlorophyll synthase, chloroplastic. Gene Ontology annotation, biological process: chlorophyll biosynthetic process. The record is from RefSeq and is a predicted model, not a curated record. Gene Ontology annotation, molecular function: chlorophyll synthetase activity. Gene Ontology annotation, cellular component: membrane. Lineage: Eukaryota; Viridiplantae; Streptophyta; Magnoliopsida; Dioscoreales; Dioscoreaceae.
CACUGGUUAUCGCUUCAACCCUGACACUCAGAGAGCACUCCCUCCAUUGCUCGAAGCUCUCUCUUCUCGCCGGCGAUGGCUUCCCUUCUCUAUUGCUCCGCCUCCAUCGCCGUCUCCGCCCAAUCCAGAUGCCGUAUCCGCUCUCUUCCUUCCAUGGCAGUGCCCAGGAAGAGAUUGGUGGUUAGGGCUGGGGAGACGGACGCUAGAGAAGUUAAGCCUACUGCUCCGGAGAGUGCUCCGGCUGGCUCCGGUGGUUCCAGCUUCAAUCAGCUUCUUGGCAUAAAGGGCGCCGCACAGGAGACGAAUAAGUGGAAGAUCCGUCUCCAGCUUACAAAACCUGUUACUUGGCCUCCAUUGGUGUGGGGAGUGGUUUGUGGAGCAGCUGCCUCUGGAAAUUUUCACUGGAAUGUCGAAGAUGUGGCCAAGUCUAUUGUUUGCAUGUUGAUGUCAGGACCUUUUCUUACGGGCUACACACAGACACUUAAUGAUUGGUAUGAUCGGGAGAUUGAUGCAAUCAACGAACCUUAUCGUCCUAUCCCCUCUGGGGCAAUAUCUGAGACUGAGGUUAUAACACAGAUAUGGGUUCUGCUUCUUGGUGGCCUUGGUCUGGCAGCUUUAUUGGAUGUGUGGGCAGGGCACAAGUUUCCUAUCGUCUUUUAUCUGGCUGUUGGAGGAUCCUUGCUUUCCUACAUUUAUUCUGCUCCACCUCUAAAGCUCAAGCAAAAUGGAUGGAUUGGAAACUUUGCCUUAGGGGCUAGCUACAUCAGUUUGCCCUGGUGGGCUGGGCAAGCCCUAUUUGGAACACUUACCCCAGAUAUUAUAGUGCUCACAGUUCUAUACAGCAUAGCUGGGCUUGGAAUUGCAAUUGUAAAUGAUUUCAAAAGUAUUGAAGGCGACAGAGCAUUGGGACUGCAGUCACUUCCAGUUGCUUUUGGCAUGGAUACUGCAAAGUGGAUAUGCGUAGGCGCAAUUGACAUUACACAGUUAUCCAUUGCUGGGUACUUGCUCGGUGCUGGCAAACCAUUAUAUGCACUAGCCCUGCUUGGAUUAAUAAUUCCACAAGUUGUAUUUCAGUUCAAGUACUUCCUAAAAGACCCUGUGAAGUAUGAUGUCAAAUAUCAGGCCAGUGCCCAGCCCUUUCUAGUUCUGGGUCUUUUAGUAACAGCUCUAGCUACAAGCCAUUGAUCCAAAAAGUCUAUCUAUGCGCUCAGUUACACAAGAUCAACAUCGAAGAACAACAAAGAUGGAGAAUUUACAUUCUUCCUGCCAGGUGCUUUUCUUCUGCAUGCAUACAUGCUUGCAAUGUCUAUCAUGUUGUACCCUUUAUUUGUUACUGAACCUUAUGUUUUUGUUAGUCUAGCAUUUAUGAAUAUUAGAGUACUCAUUAAAAAUUCUUCAACACUAGUUCAUUGCACAGACACCCAUUCUGUCCUUUAUCCAAAUCUUUUCCCUCCUGCUCACCAAGACAAUAUCUUCUUCUUCACUUGAUCUUCAAACAUUGAAUGUAAAAACAUGCCAGGAAAUGUUGAAUUUGAUUAUUCCUGCUUAUUCCGUGA